CGUAUGCAAAUUAUUGAAGUGUAGCUCUUGAGAUUGCCUCAAGCUGGCGUCAGAUUCCACGAACAGGCAUUCCUGACUAGACCACCAAUUGGCCAUGGCUGGCUGAACCUCGUCUUUCAUGUGACACAGGACGUGAGCAGAACAAGUCGGUUGGUUGAUAUAUUGCACGCUUUCUGUUCUGCAUUAUUCAAAAAGCGGCCUGAUAGGAAUCAGAUUGUGUUAUUACUGUGUACCGUCACCCGCUACACUCGUAGAAAUAGGCCGUAUCUAGUGUUCAGACCGUUCAGUUCGCUCGGAACUAGCCACUCUUGUUUCUUCGACUAGCAGGAGCUCGUCGUGCAUCCUAUUCGCGUUCUUACUUAAAAGGGGGACUAACAAGAUUUUCUCUGUGCGGUAUCACUCGUCGUCAAUUCGUCGCGCUCCUUCUUCGAGCCCUUCCUCUCCAUCAUUCUUCCUCGCCAUGACGCGACCUGCCGUAGUAGUGUCGACGAGGCCCGGGGUCUGUACGGCACGGAGCCGCGUAUCUUCGCCUCGCAGCUCGUUGCUCCUCGCCGCGUUGCUUGUACUGCUCUCCGCCUCCGGGACUUCCGCCGUCAAAAUCGGCACGCUGGCCAGGCCCAUCUACGUGGCUCCGUCACAAAUCCCAGCCAUGAUGGAGCUGCGCUCGGUGUGGGGCAAGUUCAUGGACCUGCGGUCGUGGAACGCCACCAACCCGUGCAACCGCUGGUGGCUCAUCACGUGCUGGACCAAUGGGCUCGUGCGGCGCAUGGACAUCAGCUCCAAGUCCAUCUUCGCCACUCUGCCUUCUGUCCUCGGCAAUCUCACCUCUCUCGAAGAAUUCAUCGCCACCACAAAUUGGAUCUACGGCGAUAUUCCUGACUCGUUCAGCCGCCUCGUCAACCUAAAGAACCUGCAGCUGUUCAAGAACUACUUGAACGGCACCAUUCCUGCCUCCAUGGGCAACAUGAGGAGCCUUUACCAGCUGCAUCUGAACAUCAACUACCUCACGGGAGGCAUACCCGAGUCGUUCUCCCAGCUCACCAACAUGCGCAAGUUCUAUGUGUCAAGCAACUGGCUCUCAGGCCCCUUCCCCCCCGUGCUCUGCAACAUGACGUCAAUCUGGGAGCUGCGCAUCAGCUACAACCACUUCUCGGGCACUGUUCCCGAGUGCAUCAGCAACCUCAAAAACGCCUACUACCUGUACAUCGACACCAACUGGUUCACAGGCACGCUUCCCAGCACCAUAGGCGACCUGCCCAUGCUGCAGAACCUGUUCAUCAACCAGAACAGUCUCAGCGGUCCCCUCCCCCCCACCAUCACCAGCCUCACCAAGCUGCGCAUCCUUUUUAUGAGCAGCAACCCCUACUUGGAUCAUGAGCUGCCAUCUGACCUUGGCAACAUGGUCAGCCUCACGGACUUCAUGGUCAGCCUCACGGACUUUGUGAUGGAGUUUGCAGCAUUCAAUGGCACCAUCCCUGAUUCCAUCACCAAUCUCACUCGCCUCUCCCGCAUUCUGCUGGACAACUGCCGAUUCACCGGCUCCAUCCCGCAGGGCAUCAGCAACCUCAAGGCGCUCACAGUGCUCUAUCUGGAGGGCAACCGCUUCUAUGGCAGUUUCCCCUCGGGGAUUCUGAAACUUCCCCAGCUCUCUCUUGUCAACCUGCAUGACAAUCAGUUUUCGGGGCCGCUUCCCACGGGCUUCAUCAACAGCACAUUGCUGACGGCCGGCCAAUAUAACAUGCACCACAACUUCUUCUAUGGGAACGCGUCUGUAACCGCCGGUGGGGUUACCAAAUGCCCUAUGGACCAGACUCGCCGCGGGAUAUUUUACCAGUCGUCGCUGGCGUACAAUUGCUUGAAAUACCCGCCGGGUAGUCCGUGUGCGCUGGCGAACAAGAUUGAAAGGCAGGUGGAUAACUCCACGUGUAAAAGGUUCUGUGGCGCUGAUGUGGCAACAUGUGGCGGGCAUGGUUCAUGCUGGUUUGGCCCUGGAAGGAACCCUUCAUGUGAUUGUGAUGCCGGGUAUGUGCCGACGCUCGACAAGCAAUCGUGUAUCCCUGCACCUUGAAAAGGUGCACUGUUUGAAUGGCUUAGGGCAGUGGUAAUACAUAAGAAGUUUUAUGUUAUUAUGGGAAAGACAUGUAACACAUUUAUAUAAUAUUUCAUUUUGACGGCAA
Closterium sp. NIES-67 is the source of this 2177-nucleotide messenger RNA. The record is from the annotation of a GenBank genome assembly. NCBI's taxonomy places the organism in Eukaryota, Viridiplantae, Streptophyta, Zygnematophyceae, Desmidiales, Closteriaceae.